Molecule: messenger RNA, 1945 nt
Organism: Pecten maximus
Lineage: Eukaryota; Metazoa; Mollusca; Bivalvia; Pectinida; Pectinidae
Exons: 6
Coding region: 405-1328 (307 amino acids)
Source: RefSeq, a predicted model, not a curated record
CCGGGUAAACACAACAGCGUGGAGACGUAAGCAUGCAAGUGAGAGUUUAUCUAAUAUUUAAAGCAACGCCGCGUCAACCCAAGUCCGCAAUAUCCCGGACAGAGUAACGAGAACAGAACUUCUGACCAACGAAUGAUCCUUUAAACCAGGAUUUCCGCCACCCAUGUACCCUGUAUAGACAGCCUGACAGUUGUAACUAAACACGUGAUCCCCAGACUAUAUAAUACAGAUGCACAUUAAUUGAUGAUAAAACUGUUAGUGGGGCGCGCAAUACGUUACACAUCUGACCAAUAGCGUUAGAUUCCCGGAAUACUGCUGUGAUUUCUACACUUAGGUAUAUGUGUUAUCCAUAUUUGACAGGGAUCGUCUGGUAGCGACCUCACGGAUACUACUCUGGCUUGAAAAUGACAUCCUCAGCGUGUAUGUACCUGGCGGUCGUAAUUUUGUGUUUAGGCCUGUUUGUGUCGGGAGAGAUUCCCUAUACCAAUUAUGAGUAUGAGAUUGAUACGAAACCGCCAGGCAUUAAAGAGGGCUAUGUACUUCCGGAUUCCGUGUACGGGUCCAUUGUUCGACUACACUCUAUCGAGGACGACAUCUGGAAAGGUGAAGUUAAAGAGUACAUCCGGUUAACUGUCACCAGAGGGGAUACCGUUGGGGUUAAUACGAGUUUUCACGUUAUCGGUACUGAUGCAUUCAUGCUUGAUGAGGACAAUUUCCUGGUGGUGAAUAAUUCUGAGGAUUUAGCGGUUUCAACGGAAGUUAUCUUUAAUAUCGUGUUGGUUAAGGAAGACGGCCGAAGAAUUCUAUCCAAUGCCCUUCCUUUAGCCGUUCAUAGGGACAAGCGUGUGGAAGACAAGAACGAGGAGGAAUAUUCACCUGGCGCCGCCAUCUUUGCUGGAGUACUAGUUCUAUUUAUUGUCUUCAUGGCGUUAUUCAUCCCAUUGGUCAUUCGUGCUAAACGGCGUAUACAGGAAGGAAAACAUCCCUUUAAACUCGGAAGUCAUCCAUCCAUGACAAAUCUAAAAGAGGAAGAGGUGACUGGCCUGCCACGAUUGGAAUCUCGUGAACCAAAUUGGUAUCAAAAUACAGUUUUUGACUAUGGGGAUGAGGUAAGGAAGGAGAAAUCCGAAUUCACGCAUGAUAUUAAAGCUAUUGAUGAUAAAGACAAAGUGGAUUCAUUUCAGUUGAACAAAAAGUCAAAGGAGGAUAAAAAAUCUGCUCAGACUGAAUACAAAUCGGGUAAAGGUGAUGUUAAAGGCAUUUUGAAGAAUGGAAAUCAACAUAAGAUAACCACGGCUACUAUCGAGAGAGAGGAGUCCAAACUAUGACAAUUGUCAGAGUACAUAAACUGAAGGCUGUCGUCGGAAUAUAACAGUUACUUACUGCGCCGAAAUGAACAUAUUUUAUAUAUAUUUGUAUGUAUAUAAGUAUUCUGUGAUUUUUUUAGUUUUUAGUUAAGAAGUUUUAAUAUAUAUGUAUAUAUGUAAUUAUAAAACAAAAUAUAAAUUGUUUGUAGAAAACAAUCUAUCUUCACACAUUUUAUGUAUCUUGAGUCUGUAAAUAUGUUAUCAACUUUCACAAUUUCUUUAGAACAUUUCAUGAAAUACCCAUCAUAUUGAUAAAUACAUCAUCAAAUGCAUCAUACACCAAAAAAGAAACACACAUAUCAAUUUAAUAGAUACAUGAUAUGUAUUUAACAUUUAGCAUAUCGAUCAUUUAAUGUAACUCCAAAAUACUAUGUGAUCUUUUUUUAUGUUAAUCCUGAUAAUGAUUGAGUUUGUUCCAUUGGAAUAUACUAAAAUAAAUCAUAUUUACCGAAUAUCUCGAUAAUUUCUUUUAUGAUAAUAUUGUCUUGCUGCGCCCUUGUCACUUUUCUAACAUAUCACGGGUGAGAUACAAUUGUAUGACAUUGCUUCGUUAUAAUCUACAUAAACUUAUACAUAUA